Messenger RNA from Melozone crissalis (California towhee), 3527 nucleotides. RefSeq names its product SEC23 interacting protein (gene SEC23IP). The transcript has 18 exons. NCBI's taxonomy places the organism in Eukaryota, Metazoa, Chordata, Aves, Passeriformes, Passerellidae. Gene Ontology annotation, biological process: endoplasmic reticulum to Golgi vesicle-mediated transport. Gene Ontology annotation, molecular function: metal ion binding; protein binding. The record is from RefSeq and is a predicted model, not a curated record. Bases 27 to 3041 code for a protein of 1004 amino acids. Gene Ontology annotation, cellular component: COPII-coated ER to Golgi transport vesicle.
GGCAGGGACGUGGCCGGGGCGCGGCUAUGGCGGCGGCGAAGCCCGGGGGAGGCACCGGCACCGGCACCGGCUCCGGCAGCGGCAGCAGCACCAACCUACUCUUCUCCUCCUCCGCCACCGAGUUCAGCUUUAACGUGCCCUUCAUCCCCGUCAGCCAAGCGCCGGUCGCGCCGCCCGGCCCUGCGCUGCUGCCCGCCGAAGAUUCUGGAGACGUUGGGGAGGAGGACAGCUUCUUGGGUCAGACAUCAGCCAGCCCCAACCCACCACAGACCUUCAGCUACUUCUCUCAAGUUCCCAGCAGCAGUGACCCCUUUGGGAGCAUUGGGCAGCCACCCUUGACAACUGUUUCAACCCCUGUGGGAGCACCAGCCUUCUCCAGACCUCCCACUUCACUUCCACUGGUGUCUGGCUCCCAGGAUGGGCAAAAUGCCUUUUCACCACAUAUUCCCAAAUCCCAGGCUUACAGUGCCCCACCCACUUCCCAGGUGGGCAUGUCCCCGUACCAGCCCCCUCAGCAGAGCUGUCCCCCUCCUGCCAGCACUGCCCUGCCCGUGGGGACCCCCCAGCAGCAGGGCUACAACCCCUACAGGCACACCACCCUGAGCAGCAGGGCCAACCCCUACCUCACCCCUCCCCAGCUGCAGCAGAGCCACCCCCCUGCCACAGCGUCCCCUGUGCCACCCGUGCAGAUGUACCAGACACCCCCGGGGCCACUGACACAGUUCCCACCGUCCCAGUCCCAGCUCCAGCCUGCCAGGCCUGCAGGGCCCCUGGUGCCAGCCCCUCCUGUGCUGCUGCAGAACCAGUACGAGCCAGUUCAGCCCCACUGGUUCUACUGUAAGGAGGUGGAGGACAAGCAGAUAUGGAUGCCAUUCAGCAGUCUGGAUUCUGCAAAGCUGGAGGAGGUCUAUAAUUCUGUCCAGCCCGACCCCGAGAGCGUGGUGCUGAGCACGGACGGCGGCCGCUAUGACGUGUGCCUGUACGAGCGGCUGAGGAAAGCCGUGUACUGGGACGAGGAGCCCUCGGAGGUGCGGCGCUGCCUGUGGUUCUACAAGGGGGACAAGGACAGCCGCUUCGUCCCUUACACUGAGGACUUCAGUGACAAGCUGGAGGCAGAAUAUAAAAGGGCUGUAAAUACAAAUCAAUGGCAUCGGCGACUUGAAUUUCCAAAUGGGGAGACAAUUGUUAUGCAUAAUCCCAAGGUCAUAGUUCAGUUCCAGCCUUCUACCUCAUCAGAUGAAUGGGGCACCUCUCAAGAUGGACAGGCGAGGCCAAGGGUGGUGAAACGUGGAAUUGAUGAUGACCAUGAUGAGAUUCCUGAUGGAGAAAUGUCCCAAAUUGACCAUCUGGUAUUUAUGGUCCAUGGCAUAGGUCCUGUAUGUGACUUGAGGUUUAGAAGCAUUGUUGAGUGUGUUGAUGAUUUUAGGAAUGUUUCUCUGAAGUUGUUGCAGACUCACUUUAAGAAGUAUUUGGAGGAAGGCCAAGUGAGCAGGGUGGAAUUCCUUCCAGUUCACUGGCACAGUUCUCUGCAUGGGGAUGCAACAGGUGUAGACAGGAACAUAAAGAAAAUCACUUUGCCGAGCAUUGGUCGCCUGAGGCACUUCACCAACGAAACGCUGCUCGACAUCCUGUUCUACAACAGCCCCACCUACUGCCAGACCAUCGUGGAUAAAGUGGGCAUGGAAAUGAACCGCCUGUACGCGCUCUUCAUGAGCCGCAACCCCGACUUCAAAGGGGGAGUGUCUGUGGCUGGGCACAGCUUAGGUUCCUUAAUUCUAUUUGACAUAUUGUCUAACCAGAAGGACUUGGCUGCAUCAGUAAAUUCUGGACCAUUCUCUGGUGUUAAUGAGAGUGUGAAGGACGUGGCUGUUCAUGAUAAACAGAUGACUGAAGAUACCAGUUCCUUGGGCUCCUCCAUUGCUACUUCUGCUGAUGACCUUUGUGAGGCUGAAGCAGAGGAAGAUGUUCCCACUCUGCAGAAGACCCUGGAGAUGCUCAGUCUGUCAGAGUACGUGAGCACCUUCGAGAAGGAGCGCAUCGACAUGGAGUCCCUGCUCAUGUGUACAAUUGAUGACCUGAAGGAGAUGGGGAUACCUCUUGGACCAAGAAAGAAAAUAGCUAAUUUUGUAAAAGACAGAGCAGCCAAGCAGGAACAGAAGAAAGCAGUAGCAGAAAAGAAAGCAGUGCUGGCUGCCACACUCCAGACUCAAGAAGACACCCAGAAAUCAAAAGAGGCAAUUUCUCCUGUCCCAUCUUCAGAGUCUGGGCACUCAAAGAGGAAGCUCCCAGUUGGUGCAUCUGUGUCUUCUGUGAACAUUGACUAUGAGUAUUUUGAAAUUGGAACUGGCCAGGUUUCUGUGGUUUACAGUGCACUGGACUUUGAACCAGAUAUUUUCUUUGCUCUUGGCUCCCCUAUUGGUGUGUUCCUUACUGUGAGGGGUGUGGAGAAGAUUGAUGAAAACUACAGACUCCCCACCUGCAAGGGCUUCUUCAAUAUCUAUCACCCACUUGAUCCAGUAGCUUACAGGUUAGAACCAAUGAUCAUUGAAGACCUGGAUUUAAAACCAGUUCUCAUUCCACAUCAUAAAGGCAGAAAAAGACUUCAUCUGGAGCUGAAAGACUCUCUGUCUCGUAUGGGAUCUGACCUGAAGCAGGGCUUUAUCAGCUCUCUGAAGAGUGCAUGGCAGACCCUAAAUGAGUUUGCACGUGCUCAUACAUCUUCAACCCAGCUGCAGGCAGAGCUGGAGAAAGUAGCUAACCAGAUUCAAGAGGAGGAAGAAAAGCAAGUGGUGGAAGCUGAGAAGAUCACUGAGAGUGCAGAGCCUCCAAAAGAUGAAGAUGUUUCAGUGAAGGUUGGGAUGCUGAACGGAGGGCGUCGCAUUGAUUAUGUUCUGCAGGAGAAGCCAAUAGAGAGCUUCAAUGAGUACCUGUUUGCUUUGCAGAGCCACCUGUGCUACUGGGGAUCUGAAGACACUGCCUUGCUGUUUCUCAAAGAGAUAUACAGGACCAUGGAUAUCAAUCCUGAGCAGCCACAGCAUUGAUGUAUAAAAACAUGAAUUUGUAAGUGUGCUCUAAUGUAACUUCUGUGCUCAUAUCAAAUUCAGCCACAGCUUAGAUGUCUUUACUUUCCCUUUCUCCUCUGAAGUUUAAAUUAUGAAGCAGACAGCCAUUAAAUGUCAUUUUGAUUGCAAAAACAAUUUCUAAACUUGAAUGCAGAGGAAGUAUUUUUCUUCUUCCUUUCAUUUCGAGAAGAUAUUUGAUGUUAGUGCUUUUGGUACUGGAUAAUAAUUGCUACUACAAAUGCAACCAAAGUGUGAUCUCUUUCUUUUGCUUCUCCCUGUUCUUUUGUUCAGUGAAUGUUCAAGAAUAGGAAAAUUUGGUGAAAUUGGAUAAGAUGAAACUUUAUUUACAGUGCAGUAGAUUAAAGAACACCAAAAGUGUUUCACUGGUGAAUGUAAAUACUGGAUUGUUUCACCAGUGGUGCACAUUGGUCAGCAAAAAGCUGUUUGUGUCCUAAGAAGUUGUUA